UUCACGGUGUGCAUUGUGUGAUUGGAUGACUCAGAGCAUGAACCCACACGCGCUCAUUAAAUAUUCAUGAGCUGUUCACUGCCAUCCUCGAGAGAGAAAAAAAACACCUGCAACUUUACUCCGAGAUCCCAUAUUUCCGACAGCUCCUGAAUGCAGCAGCAGGCUGACUGGCUCUGUGAAGAUGGCGGACUGUAUACGUGUUCCUCUGCUCCUGCUUUUGAUGUGCAUCUUGUCGUUUGUGCAUCCAAUUCGAGGAGAUGGCAUUAAUAUAAACAGAGCUCCUGGUAGAUCCGAUAACGCACAGAAUUCACCCGCAGGUCUGGCUCCGGUUGCGGUGAACCCGGGAGCAGCUGAGAGGAACCCGGGCGCCGGGGCCUCGCUCCCUCGGAGGCGCUCUGCCGGCUGGAAGUUGGCUGAGGAGGCGGUGUGCAGGGAAGACCUGACCCGGCUUUGCCCCAAACAUUCGUGGAACAACAACCUGGCGGUGCUGGAGUGUCUCCAGGACAAGAAAGAGGAAACCGAGAUUGCUGCCGAAUGCAACCAUCUCUUGUGGAACUACAAGCUCAACCUGACCACCGACUCAAAGUUUGAGUCUGUAGCUGUUGAAGUCUGCAAGACCACCAUCUCUGAGAUCAAAGAAUGUGCAGCGGAGGAGCUGGGGAAGGGCUACCUGGUGUCCUGCCUGGUGGAUCACCGUGGGAACAUCAGCGACUACCAGUGCAACCAGUACAUCACCAAGAUGACGAGCAUCGUAUUCAGCGACUACCGGCUGAUCUGCGGCUUCAUGGCCAAGUGUCACGAUGACAUCAAUGCUCUGCACUGCGGCAGCAUCAGCACCGGAGAGAAGGACAUUCAUUCUCAAGGUGAGGUGAUCGCCUGUCUGGAGAAAGGUUUGGUGCGGGAGGCCGAGGAGCAGCCGGGGGCGCACACCAUCAGGGAAGAAUGUAAAAAGUCCAUUAUGAGAGUCGCCGAGCUCUCGUCAGACGACUUUCACCUGGACCGCUACCUGUACUUUUCCUGCCGCGACGACCGAGAACGCUUCUGUGAAAAUACACUGGCCGGUGAGGGACGGGUUUAUAAAUGUCUCUUCAAUCACAAGUUUGAGGAGGCGAUGUCUGAGAGGUGCCGCGAGGCGUUGACCACCAGGCAGAAGCUGAUCGCCCAGGACUACAAGGUGAGCUACUCACUGGCCAAAGCUUGCAAGUCAGACCUGCGAAAAUACCACUGCAGCGCUGACUCCAACAUGCCCCGAGCCCGAGAAGCCCGUCUGUCCUACCUGCUGCUCUGUCUGGAGUCUGCUGUGCACAGAGGUCGUGUGGUCAGUGGUGAAUGUCAGGGUGAGAUGAUGGACUACAGGCGGAUGCUGAUGGAGGAUUUCUCUCUGAGUCCGGAGAUAGUGCUGCACUGUCGGAGCGAAAUCGAGGGUCACUGUUCGGGCCUGCACCGCAAAGGACGAACGCUGCACUGCCUGAUGAAGGUUGGCCGAGGAGACGCGGCAGCCAUCGACCCCAACUGUCAGAGGGCGCUCCAGACUCUGAUCCAGGAAGCUGACCCUGGAGCAGACUACCGCAUUGACCGAGCGCUCAACGAGGCCUGCGAGUCCGUCAUCCAGACUGCCUGCAAACACAUCCGCAACGGAGACCCCAUGAUCCUGUCCUGCCUGAUGGAACAUCUGUACACUGAGAAGAUGGUGGAGGACUGUGAACACAGACUGCUGGAGCUGCAGUACUUUAUCGCCAGAGACUGGAAGUUGGACCCCGUUUUGUAUAAGAAAUGUCAGGGAGAUGCUGCCCGGCUCUGCCACACUCACGGCUGGAACGAGACCAGCGAAAUGAUGCCGCCCGGCGCAAUUUUCUCCUGCCUCUACCGCCAUGCCUAUCGCUCUGUGGAGCAGGGGCGGAGGCUCUCCAGGGACUGUAAGGUGGAGGUGCAGAGGAUUCUGCACCAGAGGGCGUUGGAUGUGAAGCUGGACCCUGAGCUCCAGAGACGAUGUAUGACCGACCUGGGGAAGUGGUGCAGUGAGAAGACUGAGGCCGGACAGGAGCUGGAGUGUCUGCAGGAUCACCUGGAGGAUCUGGUUUCUGACUGCAGAGACGUGGUGGGAAACCUGACAGAGCUGGAGUCAGAGGAUAUUCAGAUCGAGGCACUGCUGAUGAGAGCCUGUGACCCCGUCAUCCAGAACCACUGCCACGAGGUGGCUGAUAAUCAGAUCGACACUGGUGAUCUGAUGGACUGUUUGGUUCAGAACAAACACCAGAAGGAGAUGACAGAGAAGUGUGCGGUGGGAGUGACGCACUUCCAGCUGAUUCAGAUCAAAGAUUUCCGUUUCUCCUACAAGUUCAAGACCGCCUGCAAGGAGGAUGUUCUGAAACUGUGUCCCAAUAUCAAGAAGAAGGUGGACGUUGUGAUCUGUCUCAGUACCACGGUGAGGAACGACACCCUGCAGGACGCCAAGGAGCAGCGAGUGUCCGUCAGAUGUCGUAAACAGCUGCGGGUGGAGGAGGUGGAGAUGUCGGAGGACAUCCGCCUGGAGCCGGAGCUGUACGACUCCUGUAAGCAGGACAUCAACAGACUGUGUCAGAACAUACAAUUCGGCAACGCACAGGUUAUCGAGUGUCUGAAGGAGAACAAGCGUCAGCUGACACAGCGCUGCCACCAGCGGAUCUUCAAGCUGCAGGAGGUGGAGAUGGUUGAUCCUGAACUGGACUACCAGCUGAUGAGAGUCUGCAAGCACAUGAUCAGGCGCUUCUGCACAGAGUCCGAGGGAAAGAACGUUCUUCAGUGUCUGAAACAGAACAAGAACAGCGAGCUGAUGGAUCCUAAAUGCAAACAGUUGAUCACCAAGAGACAAAUUACCCAGAACACAGACUACAGGCUGAACCCGGUGCUGAGGAAGGCCUGUAAAGCCGACAUCCCAAAGUUCUGUCAGCCCAUCCUGAACAAGGCAACGCCCGACAGCGAGCUGGAGGGUCAGGUUAUCUCCUGCCUCAAACUCAAAUAUGCUGACCAGCGUUUGUCUCCAGACUGUGAGGAUCAGAUCCAAAUCAUCCUGCAGGAGUCAGCGUUGGACUACAGACUGGACCCUCAGCUGCAAAUGCACUGCACACAAGAGAUUUCCAGGCUGUGUCCGGAAGAAGCGGCAGCUCAGGAGCAGACAGGGCAGGUGGAGGAGUGUCUGAAGGUGAACCUGCUGAAGAUCAAACAGGAAGCAUGUAAGAAGGAAGUGUUAAAUAUGCUGAAGGAAAGUAAGGCAGACAUCUUUGUCGACCCCGUCCUGCACACAGCGUGCGCUCUGGACAUCAAACACCAUUGUGCAGCCAUCCCACCUGGCAAAGGGCGACAGAUGUCGUGCCUGAUGGAGGCGCUGCAGGAUAAGCGUGUUCGUCUGCAGCCGGAGUGCAAGAAGAGACUUCACGAUCGCAUCGAGAUGUGGAGCUAUGCUGCCAAGGUGGCUCCUGCUGAGGGUUUCUCAGACCUGGCCAUUCAGGUGAUGACAUCACCAUCCAAGAACUAUAUCCUGACUGUGAUUGGUGCAGGUGUGGCGCUGCUCUUCCUGGUUGGGCUGCUCUGUGGCAGAUUCACCAAACGCGUCACUCAGGAGCUGAAGGACAGGUAGACCCCGCCCACUCCGGGGUCAGGACACACCCACAGGAGAAACGACCACGGCUAAAAGAACCCCCCCCCCCUUCAUUUGCCCUGCCUCUCCUCCACCUGCCUCCCCCAAUCCGCCACUUCAGUACCAUCCCCUCCCCCCACUUAACCCCCCUUCUGCCAUCGCUGGAAUGACAUUACCCACAAUCCUACAGGCAAAAGUGGGCUUGAUCAGUGACUCACCUGCUCUUCUUCUACACAGGCCCCGCCCACUCUCAGAGGCCACGCUCACUGUCGCCUCGCUGUCUUUAUUUUAUUUUCCCCCCGUUCAUUGCUUUUUUCUCUUCCUGAGCUUUGAUAGUUUCACCCACCUGAUGUAGAUUCAGUAUUACUCCACUUUUUUUCCCCCUCCCCUCUCUCCUUUUUCUGUGGGGUGGAGGGGUGAGGAGUGGGAGGGUGAAGGGUCGCGGUUGUAAGGAUUCGGGGUCAGAGGUCAAGAUUUAGGGAGAGGGAGGUGAAUGAAAUCAUUAAGUGUAAAUGUGUAGAAAGUGGGAUGGGAAAUGCUCAUGUAUAGAGCAGUUUAAUGACUCCAGUAUUUUAAUGACUACAGUGUGUGUGUGUGUGUGUGUGUGUGUGAGAAAGUAAGAGGGUGUGUGUGUGUGUGAGAAACUGUCUUUUUACCACCAUAUUGUUCUUGUUUGUCCUGCUAAAGGGGUUUCGAGGGUUGUUUGGCUCUGGAUAUAUCUUUUUUUUUUUUUUUU
Larimichthys crocea (large yellow croaker) is the source of this 4352-nucleotide messenger RNA. RefSeq names its product golgi glycoprotein 1a (gene glg1a). Gene Ontology annotation, molecular function: fibroblast growth factor binding. The coding region runs from base 182 to 3616 and encodes 1144 amino acids. Lineage: Eukaryota; Metazoa; Chordata; Actinopteri; Sciaenidae. The record is from RefSeq and is a predicted model, not a curated record. Gene Ontology annotation, cellular component: Golgi membrane. The transcript is spliced from 25 exons.